This is a messenger RNA of Olea europaea var. sylvestris, 1431 nucleotides long. RefSeq names its product transcription factor MYB87-like. The transcript is spliced from 3 exons. The coding region runs from base 175 to 1236 and encodes 353 amino acids. The record is from RefSeq and is a predicted model, not a curated record. Lineage: Eukaryota; Viridiplantae; Streptophyta; Magnoliopsida; Lamiales; Oleaceae.
AUUCUAGAAUAAGAAAGACAAUGAGAAAACACUUGGUCUAUGCUCUGGCAUUCAAAUUGCCAUAUUAAUUUAUGCAUAAAAGUCUUUUUUCCCACUCCUCUUUUUUGAAAUCCACUGAUCAUCUCAUCCCACCUCUCUCCUUCUCCAGCUAUUAUACUCUGUUCUCAUGCAUACAUGUAUUUUGUUAUUUAUAUAUAUCAUCACCCGCACGUAGAAACCGACAGUCCGAAUCCAAAUUCAACACAAAUAUCACCGAAAAAUAUUCCAUCAAAUAUGGGGAGAGCUCCUUGCUGCGACAAAGCCAACGUCAAGAGAGGCCCCUGGUCGCCCGAUGAAGACGCCAAGCUAAAGGCCUACAUGGAGAAAAAUGGCGCCGGCACCCGAGGAAACUGGAUAUCCUUACCUCAAAAAAUAGGUCUUAAGAGGUGUGGGAAGAGUUGUAGGCUUAGAUGGUUGAAUUACCUCAGGCCGAAUAUCAAGCAUGGAGGGUUUACAGAGGAAGAAGAUAAGUUGAUCUGUAAUCUUUAUAAAAGCAUCGGAAGCCGAUGGUCUAUUAUCGCGGGGAAAUUACCUGGAAGAACAGAUAAUGACAUAAAAAACUAUUGGAAUACAAGGUUGAAGAAAAAGCUACUAGGUAAGCAGCAUAGAGAGCAAGAUGCACGGCGCAAUUACACUUGGCCACAAAAGCCAUUUGCCGUGCAAGAUUCAGCCAAUCCAAGCCAAGCUCAUCCUAAUGAGCAAGAAUUCCUUGCCAGUUUGAUGGUCCAGACUAAAGGAGAAAGAUUUUCUUAUGAUCAAGAAACAAAUUAUGGUUUAUUUGCUACAAGUAAAAGCAGCAUCAGCAAUGAAAUUUUUUACAACACAGAUGUCUCAUUUACUCGAGACAAAUUGGGUGAAAAUUCAGUUAAUAUGCUCACCUCUUCGAACUAUUCGAGUUUCUUAACUAGCUCUUGUCCUCCAAUGACAAGGUACUACUGUGGCGUUGAUAUUGCACCAGGAACCAAUUUUCAAGAAUUCGAAAAAAUCCGGGUAGAGCUGGAAGAGAUAGACUAUAAUUUUCCGCAACAAUUAGAUGGAUUGGAGAAUUUUUCUAUGCCGGAAAUGGUGAAUAGCAGCAGUGCUUAUCCUCCAAGGAUUUCGAAUUACGAAGCUUUCCAAGAAAUUCCACAUGAUCUUUCGUUUGAUAAGUCAAGUGACAUAGCUUUACGACAGGAACACGGCUCCUCAAAGGUGUAAACUAUCUUGUCAGUGGAAAUUCAGUGCUGGUGUGCUCGGUUGAAACGUGGAAAUUCUUUGUAUUGUUUUAUCAGUUUCAUCUAGAGAGAUGCUUACUUUCGGUAGUAUAAUUCAAUGUCAUGUGUCGAAUUUCUUUCACAUCUUUAUUUUGCUUUGACCUGUUGGUUGAUUCUGAAACUAGAAGGACUCUUUUUA